CCCCCAAUGAGUUUUACAUCAUUUUUGGACAAAUCUCGAGGAUCAUAAUUUAGAAAAGUGGGGGGUCCGGACCCCCCUAUUUCCCCCCUUGGGUACGCCACUGUUCUGUCCAUAACUAAAUAGAGUUUUACCCUUAACAGAAUACGUCGCCGAUAGCUAGGAUCUUUCAUUUUUGAAUUCAAGAAGUAUCUCUGAAACUUGCAGAUUUUUACAUUGACUGGAUCUUCGCGUAAAAUAAGCUUUGUUGAAAUACUGAAAUCACUUAUUCAACAGAAGGCGCUUUUUUGUAAGGGUGCUUUUAGAUAUCGUUCCAAAAUUUAAGUCGAUGCAAACAUCGGUAAUGAAAAACUAAAAAUUUUUUACGUUUCUAUAAAAAAGAUCAUUCGAAAUAUCAAUUUGAUCACAUCUAUGAUUGACCUCUUCAGAUAAGAUUUUUUGCAAAUUUAUUUCAGGUUAAGGCUUUCAAAAAAAGCUUUAGAAAGUUCAAAUUGCGUUUUUAAUCUUGGCAAUUUCUUUAUGCGCAAACCUGUUAAAAUUGCAAUUACAUCAAGUACCGUUAUCUGUGAUGAUUUGAUAUAAAAAACGCCGUUGUUAUUCAUCCUAAGCAAAUUUUAUCUUUGCAGCUAGGCACAAAAAUAUCCUUGAGUAGCCAAUAUUUGCUUAAAUAUUAUGAUUGCAUUUGAAUAGAGUUAGAAUAAAUAUAGAGUUAAACGUGGACGACUGAUCCUAUGGAAGCAAUAAAAUAAUUUACUUUUGUUUUGCUUAUCUAACGAAACAUUUUGAGCUAUCCACCUAAAGAAAAUAAAAUGAAAUGAAGAUAUGUACAGUUUAAGAUAAAUGAUGAUGUGAGACCGUGGGUUUUGAUUGUCCGUAUGUUUUGCUUGGAAUUGCUACUGUUCAAAACUUAUGGCAAGAUGUCAACUGUCGUUGUUUUUAUUCAAGAUCGUAAUAAAAGGACUUUGCUCUUUUUUAUUUGUAAUAUGAGAAGCUUUGAUGGUUUUCCUACAAUUCUGCGAGCAUUGUGUGUUUUACUUGGUAAUAAAAACAAAACUUUGUAACAAUUUAAAUGGUUCUCUAUUCAUGCUCAAUCCACCUGUUUCUUGUGUGUUUUCAUUUUUCUCGCUUGUUUACACUAUUUCUUAGUAACAGCAAUUGUGCUUGGCUAAAACGUCACGACUUUGCCACUUCAUUCAUGACAUCGUCUGCAAAGUCAGCUUCUUCAAACAAGUUUGAUAGCAGAACAUAUCGUUUAGCAAAAUAGCGAUUUAAAUUAAAUUUUACCGAUUUGCAAUAUUGAUCGAUGUAUAUUUGAUGUAUUUGACGCAACAUCUAUUGUCUGACGAGCAAACAAGAUAAUGUAUUUCCAGUUUGAGAUACCAGUCAUAACGAAAAGCACCAAACUGAGGACAAAUUUAUUCGUGAAGACAUUCUUUUAGAUAAGGUUAUAUGCUCAAAAGAUGCUAUGAGCUGGCAUUUACAGAAGAAAAUUUUACAGGCUGUAACUAAGCUGGGAAAUAUUUUUGGGAAAAAAUCAAUUUUAUUUGUUUGUGUUGAAAAUGAAGCUUAAAGAUUUAUUUAGAAGAAAGCAUGUUAUCAACUUGGAAGAUUCUACGAAUUUAAGAGAGAAAGAGCUGAUCAGAAAAAUAUCAAGAGUUGGACACCUUCGAUUGAAGUUAACAGGGAAAAGCAAAUUCAAACUAUUGGAUAAUUUAACAUUUAUCCCCCCGACAACAACGUUCGAGCUAGUGGAUUACCCUGGGCAUGUGAUGCGGGCAAGGGGGUUGGAGUUGGUUGGUGAAAAGAAGAGAGACGACCAAGGCUUCGUGGAAAGCAGUGCCUUUUUCAGAAUGCCAAACCUUUGGUUCGAUGGUUAUGUGUCAUUUGAAAGUUCACAGACUGCUGGACACUUCAUACGGCUACGCGGAAACGAGCUGACGCUUGGAAGGUAUGACGGGAGUAAAAUAUUCAAGGAAGAGUGUAGUUUCAAGAUGACAAGACAUGACAGCUCUUGUGGGGAAUGCAGUUUUGCAAAUGACUGGGUAGAAGAUGAAGCAGGUAUUGGCGUUGUUGUAUCUGAUAGUGAAGAUGUCAGCCAAGGAAAAGAUUCCAGGCGCCUAAUGGUCCCAGAGAGUCCAUCAAAUGUGCGGAAACUGCCUGGCUUGACUGCAGUCGAUGGGCCUAACCGUAGACAAACUGUGGUAAGAAAAGACAGCGAAGAAUAUCGCAGAAAGAAAUUUGUGACUUUUAAUCAAAGAAAUAUUAUACACGAACACGUACCUGUCAACUGGCGUAAUAAUAACAAUGGGUUUGAUUGUUCCCCUCUAAACAGCGCUCGAGAAAUCACCAAAAAGGAGGAUUGUAGUUAUGAUGGAUCAGCGAGUGAGGAAAGUUUAGGUGUUGAUUAUAAAGCGCUAGAUGCUGGUAGGAAUGUCAGAAGGAAAAUGGCGGAUACAAAUUUUUACGAUUUGAGACAUUUGACUCAAAAUAAUGGACUAGAUAUCAAGACUUUGGUAAUCAAGGAAGAGAACUUGGAGGAUCCUGAGCUUGCAAACGAGGUUGGUUGUCGAUUAGAGGCUGGUAAAGAUUUGGAAGAUGAUGUGUCAGAGAUUUCAUCAUGUUCGUGUGACACAUCCACUAAAGAGUCCUUUUCUUCAUCUAGUAGAAAAUGUUCUUGCCAAGACAGCUGUGGGCUGUUGGGUGAAAACGCUGAACCAAUAAAUGUACUUGAUAAAGUAUAUAGAUACAAUUAUAACUGGCAACCCCCGGAUGGUUGGCAAAAUAUUGAUAAAGGGAAUUCAGAAUAUGAUAAACGAUACGAGUUUUCAGAUGUCUGUAAUACCAAGGAUCGGAAACUUUCAAACUAUGAAGUAAAUGAAAAAGACCAUUAUGAAUGCCAAUGGAUAAGUGGCAUAGGACAGUUUGGUGAACUGGAUUGCGAAUCUUUACCCAAAGUUAGUCCGGAUGUAAAUAAUGGAAUUCGAGGGAGUCUUUCGAUCAAUGAACCAAGUCAUCGGACAACAUAUAUCGGCUCCUCUGAGUCUGUUAGCAAUGGAAUCAUAGAUAAAUACAACGAUAAUGAAUUUGAAAUGAAUUGUAAUCAAACAGAAAAGACAAUGCAUAGAAGGCUGCCUGGAACUUCAAAACAUUCUAGUGAUGAAGAAGUUAAUACAAUUAAUGACGUUGUUCUAGUAUGCCUGUCUGAUGACACGCAUCACAAAAAAGACGCCAUUUUACAACUGCCUCAUAAUGGAUUACUAGACUCAGAGCGAGAUAGAUCAGAUUCAGGUCUGCCUCUCAGUCCAUUUGUUAAUGAUAUUGCAGCAAAGAAAUGUAAAGAAAAGGGAUUCUUCAAAGAGUCCUGAUAUAUGUUUGCUUACAUUGUUAAUUGAAUAUUCGGUAGCGAAUAAGUAUACUUUAUUGCAGAUGGUUUGCAACAAAGAUAGAGGGUUUAGAAACAUCGCUGUUGCAAGUUGUAUUUAUAUAUUGCUAUAUGCAGACUUAAAACCUAUUGCUAGAUCGGACUCUUUUGAUUUGUUGUAUCGGUCAUUUCUUGGACCCCUUUGGAGCAGCUGGGGUUGAGGUUUGAAAAAAUACGGGGGCUAAAACUGAAUAAAAUGAGCUUCACAGGUGUUUUAUUUCUUAAUUUUUUUGCAUAUUUUGGAAGAGGUCUAGGGGGCUAAAGCCGCCCAGGCCCCCCCCCCUGCGCCGCAGUGCCUGCAUAGCUGGUCCUUAAGGAUGACUAUUCAUUCACCCAGCCUACCGUUUCUUUUAGUCGUUUUCUGUACACUCCCUACAACCUUCCUUUUUUCCUUGCUCCGUUUUAGAUGUUCCGUUGGUGUCUUAACGUCCUUAGUUCAAGGCAGAAUGUUUUUUCCCAAAUAGGUGAGGCAACAAUGAAAGCCAUAGUCUUUGAAAUUUCCUAGUAAGAGGGUCAUCAUGUUUAAUACUAAAGAGAAUGAAACACAUUCAUGUAUUAACGGAACCAGAGUCAAAGUUACACCAACUGAGCCCAGUUUAGGCCAUGUGUGUUUUAAAAACUAUGAUUUCUUUUCAAAAGCAAGAUGAUUUAAAUGAGUUUACUGAUUUUUAAACUUGUAUCACGUCUAAGUACACUUUUCAAUGAAAGUUCUACUUUUGUAGAUUCUUCUCCCAGACAGCCUACUUCUUCCCUUAAGAUAUAAUGAUCUAAGAAUUUAAAUGUUUUGAAGUGCUCGCUUCAAAAACCCUCAGAUCAACAGAAAGUGAUGUCUUCCCAAAGUUUAAUACAAAUUUUAUCUUCCUUGUCGAGGAAAUUAGUGAUGGUUGGUCUAGCAAUGGAUUUUCGCGCAUAUAUAUUGGGUGUUUUUCAAAUUGAAAUUAUGUACUUAUUUCAUUAAAAAUGAAUGUUUAUAUUUGAAUUGCCUUAUUUUGAUAAAUAUUAGAACAAAAUAUUGUUCAAAUAAUGAAAAUCAAUUCUUUUUCAUAAUAAGACCUAGACACAUUUAGUUUUGAAAUCAAUCAUUGCAAUUGGCCAUUCUAUUUGAUAUAUAUUAAUUCCUCGUCAUUUCCUGCUGUUUUUAUGCUUUUGACUAUUAUAAUCUGCUUGGUAAUAGCUUCAGAAGGAAGUAAGCAAUUCAUGUUAAAUGAUAAGGAAACAACUGCGCGCAGACAGGUGUAUGAAAGCGGACGAAAAUAAUCAAAAGAAGAGCAAAGAUUUCCCGCAUUGGUCCUGCAUCUUUUUCGUUGGUUAGUUGCAAUCUGAACUGGUUUUUUUAUAGGGGAGUUAGUUCGCCUUUAUUAACAAGGCCUAUAGUGCGGUUUCAUUGCUGUUUGCGACUGAAACAUAAUUGUGCUUAUUUUG
This is a messenger RNA of Rhopilema esculentum, 4840 nucleotides long. NCBI's taxonomy places the organism in Eukaryota, Metazoa, Cnidaria, Scyphozoa, Rhizostomeae, Rhizostomatidae. The record is from RefSeq and is a predicted model, not a curated record.